Messenger RNA from Carica papaya (papaya), 6145 nucleotides. Lineage: Eukaryota; Viridiplantae; Streptophyta; Magnoliopsida; Brassicales; Caricaceae. The record is from RefSeq and is a predicted model, not a curated record.
AAAGCUCAACGCUCUUUUCCCUCCCUCUUAAACCUCAGAAUCAAACUUUCAGUUGCAGAGCCAACAUCCCCAAAUCAAUAACCCUAGAAUUCUACUUCAGAAAACGCACACAAAAUCCAUGUUACUUUGAAGAAUUGAGUCUGACUAUCCGUAGGAAGCAUACAUGGGUCGAUCUGAACCUUGCGUUCUGUUCGCUCAGACCUUCGUUCAUCCCCAACUCGACGAGUACGUCGACGAGGUAAUAUUUGCUGAACCAGUAAUUAUCACUGCUUGCGAGUUUCUUGAACAGAAUACCGCCUCAGCGUCUCAAGCAGUAUCCCUUGUGGGGGCGACCUCACCUCCUUCAUUUGCUCUAGAAGUGUUUGUUCGAUGUGAAGGGGAAACAAAAUUUAAGCGGCUUUGCCAUCCUUUUCUUUAUUCUCCUUCUGCACCAUAUCCGCUAGAAGUUGAGGCUGUUGUGACUAAUCAUUUGGUUGUUAGAGGCAGCUAUCGAAGUUUAAGCUUGGUCAUAUAUGGAAACAUUGUAAAGGAUCUGGGGCAAUACAACAUCAUACUUGAGGAUCGCUCUGUGACUGAUCUUGUUAGUUCCGCUGAAGGAAAUCUUGAGGACUUGCCAUUGGUAUUACAUUCAAUUAAUCGCACUAUUGAGGAAUGCAUAUCAUCUCUGAACAUAUUAUUCAAGGAACUGGAGCCAGCCAUUGAGACUACUGGAGCUUCACCGCUGAAUCUUGCAAUAUUUCACUCAGCUGCUGAGAUUUUUGAAGUCAUUGUAACUGAUUCAUCUGCAACUUCUCUCUAUUCUUGGAUUGGACAUGCUAUGGAACUUCAUAAAGCUUUACAUUCUUCUUCUCCGGGGUCCAAUAGGAAAGAUGCUCCAGCACGGCUGUUAAAAUGGAUAGAUGCUGGUGUAGCUUAUCAUAAAAACGGGGUUAUUGGUCUUCUACGGUAUGCUGCCCUCUUGGCUUCUGGAGGAGAUGCUAACUUAUCCUCAACGAGCAUUCUUUCUCCAGAUUUGACUGGUGUUGAGAAUGUUGUUGGAGAAACUUUGGGUGUUCCUGACAUUAAUGUUGUGGAGAAUCUUGGAAAAAUUAUAUCUGAAAAGUCUUUUGAUGGUGUUUCACUUCAUGACUCUUCCAUCGCACAGUUGACGACAGCAUUUCGAAUUUUAGCAUUUAUUGCAGAGAACUCAACGGUUGCUGCUGCUUUAUAUGAUGAAGGUGCUAUAACAGUUGUCUAUGCUGUCAUUUCAAUUUUGAUUGAAACUUUACAUUCAGUCAAGGAACUGGAGCCAGCCAUUGAGACUACUGGAGCUUCACCGCUGAAUCUUGCAAUAUUUCACUCAGCUGCUGAGAUUUUUGAAGUCAUUGUAACUGAUUCAUCUGCAACUUCUCUCUAUUCUUGGAUUGGACAUGCUAUGGAACUUCAUAAAGCUUUACAUUCUUCUUCUCCGGGGUCCAAUAGGAAAGAUGCUCCAGCACGGCUGUUAAAAUGGAUAGAUGCUGGUGUAGCUUAUCAUAAAAACGGGGUUAUUGGUCUUCUACGGUAUGCUGCCCUCUUGGCUUCUGGAGGAGAUGCUAACUUAUCCUCAACGAGCAUUCUUUCUCCAGAUUUGACUGGUGUUGAGAAUGUUGUUGGAGAAACUUUGGGUGUUCCUGACAUUAAUGUUGUGGAGAAUCUUGGAAAAAUUAUAUCUGAAAAGUCUUUUGAUGGUGUUUCACUUCAUGACUCUUCCAUCGCACAGUUGACGACAGCAUUUCGAAUUUUAGCAUUUAUUGCAGAGAACUCAACGGUUGCUGCUGCUUUAUAUGAUGAAGGUGCUAUAACAGUUGUCUAUGCUGUUCUGAUCAAUUGCAGCUUCAUGCUUGAGAGAUCCUCAAACAUUUACGAUUACCUUGUUGAUGAUGAUCAUGAAUGCAGUUCAAUAUCUGAUUUUCUCUUAGAACGUAACCGGGAGCAGAGCUUGGUUGAUUUGUUGGUUCCUUCUCUUGUACUGCUGAUCUCUCUUUUACAGAAAUUACAGGAAACUAAGGAGCAGCAUAGAAAUACAAAACUAAUGAAUGCACUCUUACGGUUGCAUCGAGAAGUAAGCCCGAAGCUUGCUGCUUGUGCAGCAGACUUAUCCUCACCUUAUCCUGAUUCUGCUCUUGGUUUUGGAGCUGUUUGCCAUCUUAUUGUUUCAGCACUUGCUUUCUGGCCGAUAUAUGGGUGGACUCCUAGCCUUUUUCACUCCCUUCUUAUCACUGUUCACGCAACAUCUCUACUGUCUUUAGGCCCAAAGGAGACUUGCAGUUUCCUUUGCCUUCUGAAUGAUUUAUUUCCUGAAGAAGGUGUAUGGCUUUGGAAGAACAGCAUGCCCUUGCUGAGUGCGCUAAGAACAUUGGCUGUCGGGACAUUACUGGGUCCUCGGAAGGAGAGACAGAUCAAUUGGUAUCUGGAGCCUAGCCAUCUUGACAAGCUGCUUAGCCAGUUGACACCGCAGCUUGAAAAAGUUUCCCAGAUAAUCCAACAUUAUUCUAUAUCUGCACUUGUGGUCAUUCAAGACAUGCUUCGAGUUUUUAUAAUUCGCAUUGCUUGCCAGAAAGUUGAAUAUGCAUCUUUGCUUCUACGCCCAAUGCUGUUAUGGGUCCAAGAUCAUGUGUCUGAUUAUUCUUCAUCAGAAACGGAUACUUAUAAGGUUUAUAGCUUACUGGACUUUCUUGCCAGCUUAUUGGAGCAUCCACGUGCCAAAUUGCUAUUGUUGGAGGAAGGUGUGGUUCAGAUGUUUAUGGGAGUGCUGAAGAGGUGCUUUGAUGUUACUGAUACUAAAGGAAAGCAAAAUACAGAGGAUAGAAAUUCUACUAAAAAUGAGUUUAGUUUGUCUAGUUGGUUUGUCCCAGUGUUCAAGUCAGUAUCACUAUUAUGUAAUUCUCAACCAUCCCUACGGUACCGCCAGAGGCAUGAGUUGCACAAAUUUGACAACUUGAGUGCUGAAGACUGUUCAUUGAUUUCCCCUUAUCUCCUGAAGUUCUGUCAGGUGCUACCGGUUGGAAAGGAGUUACUCUCUUGUCUUACAGCUUUAAAAGGACUCGUUUCCUUCAAUGAAGGGAAAAAUGCUUUAGUGUCUGUUCUGGUUCAUCUGCAGUCUAGCACUGAUCGUCACGAACCAGAGAGACAUCAUGAAAGCAAUAGGAAUUCAGAUCUUCUUAAUGAAUUUGAAUUGAAGAACUACCCCCCUUUGCUUUGUUGCUGGAGGAAGUUGUUAAAAUCAGUUGAAUCAAAUAAUGAAUUGUCAAGCUAUGCAAUUGAAGCUGUACAUACCUUGUGUUUAGGUUCCUUGAACUUUUGCCUGGAUGGUAAAAGUUUGGACCUGAACAGGAUCUCCACAUUGAAAUAUCUUUUUGGUCUUCCUAAUGAUAUAGAUGGGACAGACGCCUUUCCUGAAGAAAGAAUAAAUUGCAUACAAGAAUUGAUUCCUUUGUUGAGUGCAAAGAUCAGUUAUGAUGACUAUUCAGCUAAUUCUUAUAUGAAUACCACUUUGCACCAGGCUUUAGAGCUAGCGAAGUCAUUACUUUUGUUGCUGGAAAAGCCUACUGAUGCAAAUAAGGUGGAUGAUAUUGUUUCCACUGAAAAAUUUUUGACCACUCCAAAGAUUCUUUCAACGGCCCAUGUCUCUGCUGAGCAUGCUAACAGUGAUCUUUAUCUAGGAGUACUGGGUAAGUUUUGUUGGGAAUGUCCAGAAACAUUACCUGAGAGAUUAUCACAGACAACUCUUCCUAUAAAAAGAAAAAUGCCGCCAGCGGAAGGCUCAAACCGACGGGGUAGAGGAGACAACUCGCCGGCAGAGAUCUCAACCCAGAAUUCAAUUUCACGGGGUUUAGGUCCAUCUACCACCCCAUCUGGUCCUACUCGUAGGGAUACGUUUCGGCAAAGGAAGCCUAAUACCAGCAGGCCCCCAUCUAUGCAUGUGGAUGACUAUGUUGCAAGAGAGAGGAGUGCUGAUGGUGGUGUUGCUUCUAAUGCCAUAACGGUUCCACGUGUAGGGUCGACUAGCGGGAGACCUCCAUCAAUUCAUGUUGAUGAAUUUAUGGCCAGGCAAAGGGAGCGGCAGAGUUCUUCUGCAAUGGUAGUUGGGGAGGUAGCAGCACUGUUGAAGGAUGCAACUCCUGCAAAUGAUAGAGAUAUGGAAAAGGUCAGCAAAUCUAAGCAGUUGAAAACAGAUCUCGAUGAUGAUCUUCAGGGAAUUGACAUAGUAUUUGAUGGCGAGGAGUCUGAAUCUGAUGACAAGCUACCUUUUCCUCAGCCAGAUGAUAAUUUGCAGCAGCCUGCUCCUCUCAUGGCUGAACAAAAUUCUCCUCAUUCAAUUGUUGAAGAGACAGAGAGUGACAUUAAUGAAAGUGGACAAUUUUCUCAUAUAGGUACGCCCUCGGCAUCUAAUGUUGACGAAAACACCCAGAGUGAGUUUUCUUCAAGAAUGUCAAUCUCACGCCCUGACAUGCUAUUGACUCGAGAGCCAAGCGUUUCUUCAGAUAAGAACUAUUUUGAGCAAUCUGAAGAUUUCAAGAAAGUUGUGCCUGUUAAGAACUCAAGUGGGCCUGAUUCUGCUCUCACAGCAAACAGUACUGGGUUUUCUACUCCCAUUUACAGUAAUGUACCAGCAUCAUCAAUACAAGUGCCUGGUGAUUCUAGGGGAAUUCCACAAAAUUACUUUCCAAAAAAUAGUCCGCAACAUACUGGGAAUGGUCAUGUUGUUCUCAGUUCUCGGAGAAUUUAUGACCAGAAAGCUCUUCCUAAUCAACCUCCAUUACCUCCAAUGCCGCCUCCAUCAUCGAUUUCACCCAUAAUUUCUCACACUCCAGAGUCUAUUGCCAAUCAGUCGUCUGCAUUUCCUAAUCCAGGAACAGACAUGCAGGUGUCUGUUCCAGCAGCUUUCCAAGUCCAUUCUGAUUAUCCUUCUGCAUUCAAUAAUAGUCCUAGUUUACUACCGUCUUCCCUUCCUAUGCCAGACCCCAAGUUUCCAAGGCCCUCUAUCUCUUCUCCUGGUGGAUCUAUAUGGCCUCCUCCACCGCUUCCCUCAACACCACCUCCAUUCUCGUCUAGUGCAUAUAAUUUAGUACAGUCAAGAGCUUGUAGCUCCCAAUCUUUAGCAUACAAUCAAACUAGUGCAGGAACAGGCGAGCUUCCCCAAAGCUCUACCGUGCCAAUUGAUUCUCAAUUAGGUAAUCUUUCUGGAUCAGGUGCUGGGAUGACUUCUUGUCCACCGCCUCCCCUUAUGCCAUCAUUGGUUUUCAAUCGGCCGGCUUCCAUGCCUGUGCCCUUCUUUGGAAGCACUCAAUCUCAGCAGCAGGGCGAGCACCCACCUAAUAUUUUGCAGAAUCUCUCAAUACCUCCAUCAUCCCUUCAACAAAUACAUUCCCAAUCACACUUGCAAUCCAUGCAGCUUCCACAGCUUCAAAGACCUCUGCAGCCACCUCAGCAUAUUAGGCCACCCAUAAAAACGUCUCAACCAAUAGACCAAGGGAUUUCCCUACAAAACCAUGUACAAAUGCAAAUUCAUCCAUUGCAAAUGCUGCAACCACCACAAGUUUCCUCAAUUCAAACUUAUUACCAAUCCCAGCAGCAGGAAUUCUCGCAGGCACCGCAACAGCUGCAGGUUGAACCUGCUCAUCCACAAGUUCCACAACAGCAAGGGGGUGGAAUAUCCCAGCUACAACAGGAUUCAGGAAUGUCAUUACAUGAGUUCUUCAAGUCUCCAGAAGCUAUUCAGUCAUUACUGAGCGAUCGAGAUAAACUAUGCCAGCUUUUGGAGCAGCAUCCAAAAUUAAUGCAGAUGCUUCACGAAAGGUUGGGCCAGCUAUAGCAAGAUGUUUGGAACUUACAACUGUAAAUCUACCGUGGGAACUGCUUUCAACAUCUGGGCUUUGCUCAUGUAAUUUGUUGUAGAACAUGGAACAUUCAUUAUUGGGGAAAACCUUCCUCGCUCCAGUCAGUUUUCAUCCGGUUCUAUCUCCACUAAAUUUUGUAUAAAUAUGUACAUUCACCUGCUGUAUUAUUUAUGGUAGGGCGUCAGAUGGUUCUGAAGUUGCUCGCAAUACAGAAAAUUUCUAACCCCUUGUAGCAUCUAGUAGUUGAAAUAAUACCUUGCGGCUAGAUUUGGAUUUUCAGCCGA